Molecule: messenger RNA, 525 nt
Organism: Epithele typhae
Lineage: Eukaryota; Fungi; Basidiomycota; Agaricomycetes; Polyporales; Epitheliaceae
Exons: 1
Coding region: 1-525 (174 amino acids)
Source: RefSeq, a predicted model, not a curated record
AUGUCCUCUCCAGCCCCAAUCACGGUCUAUGUCAAAUGGACCCAUCAAAGCCUCAUGCCCAUGCUCGUUCAGGAUGCGGGCCAGCCCCCACUCAUCUACCACUAUGAUGUCCCCAUAUGCCCCGCCGAGCCUCUCCGAAUCGGCUCAUUCGUCAAACUCCUCCUCCUCUCCAACGCAGUCUAUCGGCCACCAUUUUUCUCUACCGCGUCCGGCAAUGCCUACGAUACUUACGACGUCCACAUUCAUGGCCCAGUCAUCAACGUUCACGAAGCCACGGACCAUGCUCUCACUUUGACGAUACGCAACACGCUUACCUGGAGUCCCGUCCAGUAUGCGCGCAUCUCACUCCCCCACAUUCCGAACCUCACGGUUGCCAUCGACGGGGGUAUCCUCACUCGCACGCGGCCGUCCUCCUCCUUGAACACGCGGCUCCUUGAGCUCGAGUACAACGCCGAGAUUUACGACCCUCCACGGUCACCUCCGUGUCCUCCAACCGAGCCUUCGGCCCCCUUUCCUCCUCGAUAG